ACACAUUUCAAUUUAGCCCUAUCCAUAUAGGCCAAGUCCCACGAGUGUAAAGGGUUAAGUAACCUUCUGUUUUAUAUAACCAUACCAAAGGUAACAUAUCAUACUAAUUUGUUUCUCGGAUUAACGUUCACUAUGUUACAUCUAGUCUAUGAGACCAGGCUGUCCCUCCAUCCCUCCCUUUACCCAUCCCUCAUCUCAUAUAUUCACCCUCUUCCUCAGCAUCUCAAGGAUCCCACAUAAUCAGAACAGUCUCAGGAGGCCAGACAGAUGAAGAUGGAGCUGCAGUAGAUAGCUACCGUUUUACGGGCUCCUGACCAAUUUUGCUAAUUGGUGUAUUUUGUUUUUACACUGAUCUUAACUUUUUUUGUUCAUAAUAUUUCCACGAUCAUUUCCUACGACAGAAAACAGCUUCUGGACAACAGAACAGCGAUCACUAAACUAGAUUUGGAUGAAGAUUUGUACUUCAACGAGUCGGCAGCUGUGAAUGUACUGCUCAUUCCAGUCCAGGCCCUAAUCCCUGGGAAUCAAAAAAGGAAGAGAUGAUGCAAGAGAGGCAAACAAGCGGGCUCCCUGACGAGACUACGUCGGCGAGUUAAUAAACUGCCUCCACCUACCGUUCCCUUGGCGAACGAACUGGACAAGCUCCAAUCGAGACAAUGCUAUAAUUGGGACCUGAAGAACUGUAAUAUCCUAUGUUUCUCGGAGUCGUGGCUGAACAAGAACAUGGAUAAUAUACAUUUAGCUGUUUUUUUAAUGCAUCGUAAAGACCAGCAGCUUCGGAAAAUGAAUUUGGAAGAGUGGUGAGCUCUUUUUCUCCAGUUUAACGUCUACUAUCGUGGGCCACGGAGGAAGCAGAGGUCUGGACCAAAGAGCAAUCUCACCCCAAACCAUUUCAGAUGGAGGUGGAUGCAGAUGAGAAGCGCCAUCGAACACGCUCCAAAGGUAUCCGAGUGCCUGUGGAACCAGCGAUACCAGAGCUGUUCAGCUGUCCUACACAAGGCUGUGAUGGGAGUGGACACGUCAGCGGCAAAUAUGCAAGACAUCGAAGUGUGUACGGCUGCCCUCUGGCCAAGAAGAGGAAAACAGUGGACAGACAGCCUCUGGAACCCCUAGAAGUGCUGGAGCCCAUACUGGAACCCUUUGAACCAGCAUCCAAGGGGACACCACUCAUAACCCAGAUGGACAACUCUACUAUGGAGGAGAGCUACGAGACGGACGGAACAGAGGAGAUGGAUGACAGAGAGGAGGAGGUGGAGGAGGGAGUAGAGGAUGGGGGAGAUGAGGAAGAGGAGGAGGUAGAGGAUGAGGAAGAGGAGAGAUACUCGGAUGACAAUGAGGAACAGAUGGAGCAGGAAGAAGGAGAUGUGGAGAGAGGGGAGGGAGAGGGGGAGGAGGGAGAGGUGGAACAAGAAGAGGAGGAGGAGGAGGAAGAGGGAGUAGAAGAGGAAGAAGAUGAGGAAGAGUAUGAGGAGGAGUUUGAUGAGCAGAGUCAAGGCCAAGAGGAUGAUCAGUGUGUCGGCGGUGGCGGCCAUCCCAAAUCCGGUCCGACGGGGGAGAAGGACGACAACAACAACGAUGAAUAUGAGAACUAUGAUGAGCUGGUGGCCAAGUCUCUGCUCAACCUAGGGAAGAUAGCAGAGGAUGCCGCCUACCGCGCCAUGACCGAGUCUGAAAUUAACAGCAACUCCUCCAACAGCGCCGAGGAAGAGGAGGAGGAGGAAGAGGAGGAGGAAGAAGAAGAAGAGGAGGAUGAGGAAGAUGAGGAAGAAGAGGAGGAGGGUGGGGAGGAGGGUGGGGAGGAAGGUCACAGGAAGGGUGAGUUGACUCUGGAUGUGGACAGUGAUGUAGUGAGGGAGACAGUGGACUCUCUGAAGCUGCUGGCCCAGGGUCAUGGGGCUGUGCUUUCUGACAACCUGGAUGGAGGAGACUAUGAGGAAGGGACGGAGGAGAACGGGGAAGGGAAUUGUAAUGGAGGAGGUGGAGGUGGUAACGGUCAGGGUAAACCCUCUAACGGACUGGAGGAGAGUGAUGAGGAGGUGUGUCUAAGCAGCCUGGAGUGUCUGAGAAACCAGUGCUUCGACCUGGCCCGCAAACUGAGUGAGACGCAGCCGGCCGACCGCUUGGGCACAGGCCUCCCUCAUCAGAGCUACCCUGGCGGUGGGGACACCCAGGGGCAGCACCCCCAUCUCAACCCCCACCCCCACUCCCUCACGCACGAGCCUUGGUACGGGGACCUCCAGCAGAGCCAGGAGGAUAGGCGCACCCUGGAGAGGAACUACUCUGACAUGGUCAACCUGAUGAAGCUGGAGGAGCAGCUUAGCCCGCGCUCCAAGGCCUUCUCCAGCUGCGCUCAGGAUGACCGCUACCACAACCACAUCCACGACCGGGACGAGGAUACGCGGUCGGUGACGUCAGACCACUCGGAGGAGGUGUUCGACAUGACCAAGGGGAACCUGUCUCUGCUGGAGAAGGCCAUCGCACUAGAGUCUGAGAGGGCCAAGGCCAUGAGGGACAAGAUGGCUGCCGAGGCAGCGCGGAGGGACAGAGUGAGGUAUCAUCAUCACCAUGGAGGCCAUCAUGGGGAGCACCAAUCACGGCACGGCUACGGAGAGGAGCGCAAGGCCCGACUCCAUGAUGGGAUGAAGAAGCCCUACUACCAUAAAGAUUUAUCGCGCAGUGACAAGAAGGAGAGCCGGUGCCCGACGCCAGGCUGUGAUGGCACAGGUCAUGUGACGGGGUUGUACCCUCACCAUCGGAGCCUGUCUGGCUGUCCACACAAAGACAGGGUACCACCUGAAAUCCUUGCUAUGUAUGAAAAUGUUCUUAAGUGUCCUACACUGGGCUGCACGGGACGCGGCCAUGUCAAUAGCAACAGGAACUCCCACAGAAGUUUGUCAGGGUGUCCCAUCGCUGCAGCAGAGAAGCUGCAGAAAUCCCAGGACAAGAGCAUCUGUUGUGACGGCUCCUCCAAGUCUAACCAGGGUUCUGACCGCGUGCUCAGGCCUAUGUGCUUUGUGAAACAGCUGGAGAUCCCUCAGUACGGCUACAAGAACAACGUGUCCACCAGCACGCCACGCUCCAACCUGGCCAAGGAGCUGGAGAAGUACUCUAAGACCAGCUUUGACUACAGCAGCUUCACUGACAGCAGCCACAGCAACAAUGUCUACGGCAAACGGGCCAUCGCACCCAAACUCCAAGGCAGGGACACUUCCCCUAAAGGAUAUGACGCCAAGCGCUACUGUAAGAACUCCAGCUCGGCGAGUAGCACGACCAGCACCUACGCCCCCAGCAGCAGCAGUAGCAGCCUGAGCUGUGGAGGAGGGGGCGGAGGGGGAGGCAGUAGUGCCAGCUCCACCUGUAGUAAGAGCAGCUUCGACUACACCCACGACAUGGAGGCUGCCCACAUGGCCGCCACGGCCAUCCUCAACCUGUCUACACGCUGCAGAGAGAUGCCCCACGGCCUGGGAGGAAAACCCCAGGAUCUCUGUACUCGGAACCCAGACCUAGAGGUAGAUGAGAACGGGACAUUAGACCUGAGUAUAAAGCAGCGUUUGGGGGAUGGAGUGGGUGCAGUGCUCACCCCCCUGGAGCCCAUGUCGCCCCAGCGCCAGGCCCUGAUGCGCUACGGCAUGGGGGAUGACUGCUGGGACCUGCCAGUUGAUUACACCAAGAUCAAACGCAUCGACGAGGACAGCAAAGAGACGAAUGACCUGGACCCGUUCCAGGAGCUGCUGGAGCAGCGAGGUUACUCUGAUGAUGUCACCAUGCACAGCCCCAAGCCCAAGUAUGCCCAGUGCAAAGAGAGCAAGAAGGACCUGAUAACUCUCACUGGCUGUCCUUUAGCUGACAAAAGCAUUCGAAGUAUGAUGGCCACCAACUCACAAGAGCUCAAGUGCCCGACACCGGGGUGCGAUGGUUCUGGGCAUAAUACUGGCAACUACGCAUCACACAGAAGUCUAUCAGGGUGUCCGCGGGCCAGGAAGAGUGGAAUAAAGAUAACACACAGUAAAGAGGACAAGGAGGACCAGGAGCCCAUCAGGUGUCCGGUCCCGGGCUGUGGCGGUCAGGGUCAUGUGACAGGGAAGUACGCAUCUCACCGCAGUGCAUCAGGCUGCCCCCUAGCGGCCAAGCGGCAGAAGGACGGUUACAUGAACGGCUCCCAGUUCACAUGGAAGGCUGGGAAGACAGACGGCAUGUCCUGUCCCACCCCGGGCUGUGACGGCUCGGGUCACGUCAGUGGGAGCUUCCUCACACAUCGGAGUUUGUCGGGCUGUCCGCGUGCCACCUCUGCCAUGAAGAAAGCCAGACUGUCUGGACUGUCUGAAAUGCUAACGAUAAAACAGCGCACCAGCAACGGAAUCGAAAAUGAGGAAGAAAUUAAACAGCUGGAUGAAGAAAUCAAAGAUUUAAGUGAAUCAAAUUCACAAGUGGAAGCAGAUAUGAUCAAACUUAGAACACAGAUUACCACAAUGGAGUCUAAUCUGAAGUCAAUAGAGGAAGAAAACAAGGUGAUUGAACAUGAAAAUGAAUCUCUCCUGCAUGAGCUGGCCGGCCUCAGCCAGACACUGAUUAACACUUUAGCUAAUAUCCAGCUCCCUCAUAUGAAACCGCUGGCACACAAAGAGGCUUCCAUUAGAAAUAACAGCUGCUUACAGAUGCAUCAGAGAGAGCCGAUCAGCGAUCAGAACUUUGAUGCUUAUGUGACCACUCUAACAGACAUGUACACUAACCAGGAGCAUUACCAGAGUCCAGAGAACAAAGCCCUGCUGGAAAACAUCAAACAAGCGGUGCAAGGAAUCCAAGCGUAACCCAGCCCGCUACCAAGCCCAGCAAAUGACAGAGCAUCUUCUCAAAGAGGAGUGAAAGAAAUCACCAUUCGCAGGAAAGAGCUUGAAGUGACAUGAUAGGAUGAUGCCUCAUGGUUUGCUGCUGUAACGUAGCAUACAGUGUUACAUAUUGAUUUUCGUUCUUAAAAAAAUAAACGUUAUGCUUAGAAAAAUUCAUAAUGAGUUUUCUUUUUGGUCUUGCUUUGAAGAAAAAUAAUAAUAAAUGACAAAAUAGUUUUUGAAAACAUUCACCUUUUGUACGUUUUCAUACUGUAUGAGCUGACAUAGUGUGAUGUAAUGUUUCUAACUGCUCAUGUAUGCACAUUGUUUGUGUAUAUUUCUGAACAGUAAGCUGUAUAACAUAAGACAUUAGUUCCUUUCAGUGCUUGAUGAAGCAUCUUAGAUGAAGAAGCUGCACUGGACAGUGAAAAAAAAAGUUUCAAAAAAAUGGGGGAACUGCACGGAGGUAGCUACUUUUCAAUGAUGUUUUCCUCAAUGGAUGACUUUGGAAUUCUAAAGAUGUUUGUUUUUUCUUGUUUGCAGAUUGUUGAAUAGCAAGACUUGGUUGCAAAUGACUUUAUUUUUAACAAUGCUUGAAAAAUUCUUUGUCUUUAAAAAAAAAGUUUGGUAGCUAUAGGUGGGGGCAUUUUUUAUGUGUUGGAAAUGAGUAUGGAAAGAAACUGACUUGAUGGUUGUAUGAAUGUAACAGUUUAUUGUAAACAUCAUGACACGGAAACACAAUGGUGAAAAUCCCAUUAUCUAGAAAGUACUAUUUGCUCUUGAUAUGUUGUGUUUGUAGAUACCCAUUGGUGAUAUAUAAUGGCAAUAGAGUAUGCAGGAGUCAUUCUAGAAUUUAGUAUUUAGUUCUGUUUAAAAUUUCGAAACUUCUGUUGCUAGAAUCGGGCAAUGUCUCAGCAAUAUAUAUCUAAAUCAUAUGUUUAUAGAUAUGGGAUGCAAUCUACAGGAAAAAAAUAUUUGGUUAUAUGCAAUGACUUGUUUAUAAACAUAGGGGUGGAGGAACAAAUUAAUCUUUUUACUAUAUAUAAAAUAAAAUGUUUUAUAUAAAUCUUUUAAUUACAAAGAAAGUAUUUAAAAAAUGUUGAACAUUCAGUUUUAAAGAUGAAAGAUGCUUGAUGAGUUCCACUCUCUUUACAGACAAUUUUGCACAUAAGGGACACCUUUGUUUCCAUGUUCUGAUGUUUCUACAGAAACUCAAGCAGUACCUGAGAGCCUACCGGAGGGUGACAAAGGUUUUGUAAACAGUAUUUAUACUAAAGUAUGAGAGAGAGCGGGACUUACAGGGUCAUUGUCCCCACUUGCCAGUAGACUAUUUGCACUUGUCUUAGAGAUAGUAUCCUAACAUGCGGCAGCGUGCAAUGUCCAGGUGUUCCUUUGGCACACGAUUGGAGCAAAUAACUGCUAAGAGCCACUAGGUGAUGAAUUAGUACCACUGAACGAGACUACAGGGAUUUGAAUCAGAAAUUACGAUUAUAACCAUACAAGUAAUACUGUAUAAUCAAAUGGUCAAACAAUGAUGCUAUUUCAUUUUGGUAUGUUAUAUGAAUAUUAACUAAUCCCCAGCAGCACUUUAUAUCUAAUCACUGUACAAAUUAAAUAGUCAAUCAAUUAAAGGUAAAAAAGAAAGAGGAAGUAAAAAGAGGUUGUUUCCCCAUUAGGCUUGGAGAGUGGGAAAUUCACUCUUCUAGUUGACUCUUCUGCUCUGAAUGAGGUGAUGCAGUUUUAUGUCUGUAUGCGGCCCCUCUUUAUGUUGUGGUAUUAGUUGUUAGCGACCAUGUGCAGAAUUGGCCUUCUUGAAAGCUAAUGCAAAGGUGCUUGUCAUUCACCUGAUCUUGUCUAUUGUACUUUUACGUCCUCUUUAGGGCUCCAUCGUCAAUGACUGCAUACAGUAUGCCUUUCUCCACAGCAUCGUGUCUGCAGAUUUUUGACAAUAUAGUAAUGCUUUCAGUAGAGUAAUACCUAGUAUCAGUUUUUGAAUUCAUUUUCAUUAUCAGUACAAUUGAACGGGAUUUAAAGCACAAACCGGCUGCUCAUCUACCAUUAGUACAUAAUAUCAAAUUUGAGAAAAGUUAUCUGUGACUAUUUACAUAGGGAACACAAAAGGUGUCACAUAUUAGAAUGCUGAAUUUUCAUAUAAAUUAUUGUGAAUUCAUCAGAGUUUAUUUAUUAUAACUUAUUCAUUUUGAGGUUGAUUUAAGUAAUCAUGAACAAAAACAGGAUUUUGUACAAACUAUUGUGCUCUCUGUGGAACUGAAGUUUAAUUUAUUUUUGUACUACACAGCAUGGAUUUGUUGACAUUUUAAUUUUGCUAUAAGUGUGUGAGAUCACAAGUUGCUGUGAUAUUUCAUUUUUAAAUUGUGAACUUUGUACAAUUCUUGUCAUGCUGGAUGUUGACACAUCUUACUCUGAAUAAAGAAAAAAUUGUGUUGCCACAGGCCUGUCA
Molecule: messenger RNA, 7287 nt
Organism: Salvelinus fontinalis (brook trout)
Lineage: Eukaryota; Metazoa; Chordata; Actinopteri; Salmoniformes; Salmonidae
Product: myelin transcription factor 1-like protein
Exons: 23
Coding region: 897-4808 (1303 amino acids)
Biological process (GO): regulation of transcription by RNA polymerase II
Cellular component (GO): nucleus
Molecular function (GO): zinc ion binding; DNA-binding transcription factor activity, RNA polymerase II-specific; RNA polymerase II cis-regulatory region sequence-specific DNA binding
Source: RefSeq, a predicted model, not a curated record